This is a messenger RNA of Aspergillus fijiensis CBS 313.89, 456 nucleotides long. RefSeq lists its product as uncharacterized. Lineage: Eukaryota; Fungi; Ascomycota; Eurotiomycetes; Eurotiales; Aspergillaceae. The record is from RefSeq and is a predicted model, not a curated record. The transcript has 3 exons. The coding region runs from base 1 to 456 and encodes 151 amino acids.
AUGAUACUCUCGGAGGAUGUUCCGGAGACUCGAGUUAUCGCCAUUUGUCGAUGUGAUCUACAACUCCAAUCUCGCUUCGAAGGCCAGAUAUUCAGUCCUAGUAGCCGAGAACGACAGAGCAAAGGAAAACACGGGCUCCAUUCUGGAGCUUCCUCUUCCUCUUCCUUUCUUGGUUACGGUAUCGCCGCUCAAUGUAUUAUGCGAGCUUUGCCGCUAGAAGAUUCAAGGAUGGCAAAGCCCAAGGUCACACACAUGGCUUAUCAGCGAUACAUAUGCCCGUCUUCCUCAGUGAUGAACGGUUCCACGUCUUCUGUUGUGCGUACGCGCAUUUGUCCUUUCAAAGCUUUCAGCAACGACUUUGAAAGAUUGGUGGCCAAGCUAAUUGUGGAAGGCGGCACGCAUAGAGUCAUCAAAAGUGAUGAGACUCCGGAUUCGCGUGCGGUACUACCAUAUUGA